AUGACAACUGCCAUGGAUAUGGUUAAUAAGAUUAAUCCUGAGAAGGAAGCAUGGAACCUCAAAGUUAGGGUGAUUAGGCUUUGGAUUGUUCCUACUUUCACUGGUCAGCUUCUCCUAAAUUCUAUCGAGAUGAUUUUGGUUGAUGAAUCUGAGUGCAAGAUACAAGCUACUAUUCGGAAGACUAUGAUUUACAGGACCACUGUCAGGGCUGCUAUUUGCGAUUUUAUUCCAAAAUUUGCUCUUACAAUCUUUCCAUUCACUGAAAUUUUGGAAACCAAAGAGGAUUCCGAUUUUUUAGUUGAUGUGGUGGGUUUGAUGGUCUUUGUGUCGGAAGAGAAAGAAUAUGAUAAAGAUGGAAAGAAGAUGAAGAUGGCUGUGAUGGAACUUGCUGAAAAUGAUUAUAGGAUUCGAUGUGCCUUAUUUGAUGAAUAUGUUAAUGAAGUUAAUCGUUUUCUGUCUUUUGGUAGAGUUGGACUUCAGAAUGUUAUAUUUGCAUCAAAGCUUGGAUUUAAUCUUAACAUCCCAAAGGUGACAGCUUUUCGAAAAAGUUCUAUUCCACAUGGAGUUAGUGCAUCCCAACCCAUUGGCAUUGUUGGCCCUGGAAAAAAUAUCAGAAUAGAAGAAGACUUUAUGAAGCUCACACCUAGAUUUGUUAACCUUAGGCCAGUAUUUAUAUGCAUCUUAAAAAAAUCCAAGUUUAGAAUGAAGGUGUUGGUUGAGGAUUCCACUAAUAUUUCUAUUUUUGUCCUCUUUGAUCGUGAGGCAAGUUACAUACUGAAUAAGACUUGUGCUCAGCUGUUUGAACAACAUCUUAAGGAUGUUGAUGUUGUGUUUGGCACACAGUCUCCUCCUAUAUUCCAAGAAAUUGUUGGAAAAACUAUGCUGUUCAAGGUUCUUAGUAGGCCUGUUGGGAUGGAGAAAUUCAAAGGGACUUAUCCAGUGAUGCGUGUUUGUGAUGAUGCUGCAAUAGUUGGAAUAUUUGAGCUCUCUGGAUCAUUUGGGAAACCCUCUAAGGUUACCAAAUCACCGAAUUUGGGAUUGACUCCUUCCAGCUACUCUGAGCUCUUUGUUGGUUUGCCUCAAUGUACCCAAAAGGAAUCAAGUGUUGUUGACUUGGGAGUUGAGAAAGAUAUGAAGCCUUCGUUGAAGAGAUUGAGAAAAUCCUUGAGGUUGCAAUUUGAUGAAGCUGAUGAGUCUCGUGGCUUGGGGAAUGAUGGCUCCUCUGGACAGGGGGUUAACUGA
Molecule: messenger RNA, 1242 nt
Organism: Arachis stenosperma
Lineage: Eukaryota; Viridiplantae; Streptophyta; Magnoliopsida; Fabales; Fabaceae
Exons: 10
Coding region: 1-1242 (413 amino acids)
Source: RefSeq, a predicted model, not a curated record